GAGGAAAGCGAUGGUUCUUGUUACAGAUUGUCGGAUAAAGUUCGUAAAAUUGAUAUUGUGACUGGAACUCCUACCAGCUCUCUAACAAUACUAGACAUUCAAAUAGAAGAUUACGGAAUGUACCAGUUUUCCGUGCAUAACGACAUUGGAUCACCAUUAAUCGAAUGGUUGCACCUGAAACCACCUAUAGGCGUACAAACACAUUUCCCGACUGCAUUAAUUGGUGGAGCCGUCGGUGGUGGAAUUGCUGUGGGUUUAGUAAUCAUUGGAUUGAUCUUCUUAGUGAAAAAGAUGAGAAUCUCAGGUUUUACCAAAGAAAGAGAAACAGUGGGCAGACGAAAGAGAGAACAUUCAAGGCAACAACAGGACGACGAUGAAGCAGGAGACAAUGGAUUUGGUACAGACAGCUCCAGCUGUAAAGCAGCCCAGACGUACGAGGAAUUGUCAAUGAAAACAGAUACAUCGGUUUAUGAUGCUCUGAAAAAAGGAGAAAAUGGUCAAGAUAAUUCUCAGGUGUACACGGCGUUGGAUGAGUCAAAUUCAACGUCGCAAAAUUACUACGGGAAUGUCAAGAAAGAGGAUCCCGUUUACAACAAUACUGUGUUGUAGAACCUGGUGCAAAAAGUGCUUGAUUUGGAUAAUUGCAAGUCCGACAUCAUCAUUCACUAUGUCAGUGAGGUCUUUAAUGAUUUUAUUUCUUCACUACAGCCAAUGAACCAACAAAUUAUCGACGAACAAAAAGUGAAAACAAUGAUUUUCUGACUUGUUUAUAUAUAGAGUUGUAUAGAUAUGAGUAUGUUGGCUUAUGUGUUGGGAUAAAUAGUAGUAUAUGAAGUCAAUCUAUGAAGACCAUAUAAUGACAUGAUUAAAUUAAGGAGAAUUUGAAAGAGAUAUUCCUUCCGGAAGGUUAGAGGGCAAGGUUGAAAUUAUACUUUCUUCUUUGUCCAAUCAACUUAAAAAUAACGCUUGUACAAACGGUCCUCAAAAUUUGUGAGAAUGUUGGCUAGUACCUGCAGAUCCCAUAUUGAUUUUUGGAUCAACAUAUAAUUAUAUCAUAGAGCAAGGUCACCGGAUUAACCCUAGUUAUAUUCAUCUUUUAAAACGAGUUAUUCAAUAACAAACAUUAAACACAAAAAGGAAUGUAAAAAACGAAUAGAUUUUCAGCUUCUUAACGCAUACGUAAUGUAGUUUUAUAAUACAGUGUUUUUUACGGGAAUCAGUCAUUAAGUGUAGUCAAUUACACCGGUUUUUGAUAUUAAAUGAAAUGUCAGCAAUAUCUGUUAGAAUUUUAUUUACAGUCACAAUGAAUUAAAUUGCUUCAAUUCGCAAUACUUACAAAAGACUUUGUCCAUCAAGGCAAAGUAACAAAUGCAAAGAUAUAUUUUACUAACUGCACAUUACUAUACCAUACUGUUAUUCCCAAGCGUAAAAUUAUACGUACAAGUUUGUUGUUUGAAAUACAUACAAAUAUUAUCCUUAAUUUAAAUUAUUCAAAAAACUAACCAUUUGACAGUGGUUUGUCAACUGGCUGGACCGUGCGUAUGUGGACUGGCCAUACAAUCGGGAAAACUAUUUGAUGUUAUCAUUCUUGGCAGUGAUAUUAUCCAUCUUACAUUUUGUUAUUGCAUGUAUAUAAACAGCUUUGUGAAUACUUUUUCUCGGGUGUUCAACCUAUUUUAAACUAUAUAUUUAUUAUUCCAGGACACCAAUUCAGUGUUUUGUAUGUUCUCUAUGAUUGUUAUUCGUGUUUGCAAAUAGUUAGUUGAGCUUUUGUUUUUUUCAUGUUAUCAUUUACCUGACUUUAAAUAAAGGGUAUUGUAUCUUGUAUUUUGUAUUGGCAACUUCCCUAGUACUUAGUGUAUAUAGAGUUUAAAACACAGCUUUAAGAUCAUUAAUAUUUAUGAUUUGUAUACUUAUAUAUAAUAAUGGCUUAAAUUAGAAAUGCGGUCUUGAUUAUUUCAAUUUCGGGGUUUUACAAUUAUGUGCUUUAAUUGUGUUUACAUGUAUAGUGGUCUACAAGUACCGUUCUUUUAUCAGUGAAGCUAAUUAAAUAUCAGAGACCUUUUAGUAUGUCUAGGGCCCGGAAAGUAAGGUCACGGUGACUUAAAAUCGAAAAAUGGUUAGCACUGAAUUACUUUAUUUAGGGUUGACAUAAAGUGACUAAACUUGGUAUUUUGAAAGAGGUUAUGGAGACCUUUCUAGGAAUUACGUUUGGAGCCCAUAUAAUUAAGGUCAAGGUCACUGAUACUUAAAUAAUUUAUCUGUUUGGUACUGAAUAACUUUGUUUGUGUUGACAAAAUGAGACCAAAUUUGGUAUGUAUGAAGAGAUUAGGAUCACCUUGUGGCCCAUAGAAUCUCAGAACGGAUACUGAAGUUAUUUUUUAAAUCAUUAAAAACCUGGUUUCGUCGCAUUGCGCAGAUUCUUUUUUUAACUUUUCAUUGCCUUUAACAGGCACAUAUUACAUAAUUAUUGUAUUCAUUUCUAAAGCUUGAACUGUGCUGUCAUUUUCAGAUAUACUCUCCAAAACGGAUUUAUUAAUCAAAAUUUGAGAAUUUUGUAUUAGUUUGAUUUAUCAUUUGUGCAAAAUGCAUGUCCGUAAUUUGUGUAACUCGUAAAUCAAUUGUAUAUACCUGUAUGAACUGUGUAAUUGUAGUUUCCCCUGCUGCAUAAAAUUGUUAUAAUCCUUAUUUACUGUGUGAAAUGUCUAGCAGAUGCUUCCUCCAUAACUGUACCAGGUUAUCUCGUAGUUUUGAUUGCCAGCAUUGAGUCGAUUACUGUUUACCUGUCAAACAUGUCCGCAUUAUGCAUUUUGUAGGUUACGGCGUUGUUAAUUAUGCAUAUAAGUGAAUCAAGUCAUUUCUGACAUUUAAAUGUGAUGUUAUAAUGUUAUUUUAAGUAUUACCUCAGAUAUCCAAUGCUGGGAAGCACUAUUGCACGAUUGUUUUUUGCGGAAUGCUGGUGUAAUGCUGGGCUCACUUAUCUUAUAAGAAUCACUGUUAUACUUCAAAGCAGUAUGUUGCAUUGUAUUGUUAAAUAAUAUAUGUUAAUUUCUCUAAUUCAAGACCAUAUAUACAUAUUUUAGUAAAUAUUAUAUUAGUUUUCUUACAAAAUAUGAGCCGCAUUACCAGCUUUGCUGGUGAAAAUAUACAAUUCUUAUUGGGUGCCAGCAACUCCAGCACCAGCAGCCACUUAUAUAAGACGAUGCUAUUUGCAAUGGAGUCACUCGUCUGUAGUGAGUCGUCAGUAGUUAGUCAUCAGAGUAACGUUAAGUCAAACUAAACCAGCCAUGAAAAAGAGCUAUGCUGGUAAUUUCUAACAUUGUUACUACAAUUAAUACUUAAUUAACUACAUAUAUACCUAUAAAAUUACUACUAGCAUACUUAAAUAACUAUCAUAGAAUACAAACAUAAGUAGUUCUUAUUCGGAAUACAUAAACUGACUACUGGUUCCAUUGCUUACCCAUGUUAUAAGUUAUCCAUGACUUGCAAAAGUGAAUAAAUGAAUAGAA
This is a messenger RNA of Mya arenaria, 3509 nucleotides long. RefSeq lists its product as uncharacterized. The transcript has 9 exons. NCBI's taxonomy places the organism in Eukaryota, Metazoa, Mollusca, Bivalvia, Myida, Myidae. The record is from RefSeq and is a predicted model, not a curated record. The coding region runs from base 118 to 609 and encodes 163 amino acids.